Rhinocladiella mackenziei CBS 650.93 is the source of this 2061-nucleotide messenger RNA. RefSeq lists its product as uncharacterized. NCBI's taxonomy places the organism in Eukaryota, Fungi, Ascomycota, Eurotiomycetes, Chaetothyriales, Herpotrichiellaceae. The record is from RefSeq and is a predicted model, not a curated record. The transcript has 2 exons. The coding region runs from base 1 to 2061 and encodes 686 amino acids.
AUGGCUGACUCGAGGAGAACGGAGUACGUCGGUGUUGAAUUGGACGACUACGACGGGGAAAGUGUCCGUACACGUACGAGCCAGUACAGCCGGCUAUCCGAAAUCAGUUUGAUCAAGUUCCAAAAUCAUAGACGGCGUUCAAGAGCUCCUUCCGGAGCUUCUAAUCGAAUUCGAAAAUUAUUUUCCAAGGGAUUAUGGCAACGGGCACCGUCUCAGAUCAAAAUCUUCUUUCGGGAAGCCUUCAUCGACCUCAAAUCACUCAACUGGCGGCAUCAGUCUUGGCGCCUUCUUACGAUUCUGAGCCCUGUUUUCGUCAUAAUUGCUCUCAUCAUCACGUUGACUGUGAUCACCUCUGGCAGGCUGUACAGCAACAACGAAGCUUGUCGACCAGAUUCUGGGUUCUAUGUCGGAUAUGAUGACUACAACAUUUGGGCACUCUCUGGUUUCUUCCAAAUCACCCUGGGCUUUGGUCAGUUUUCUUUUACUACAGCCAAGAUCAUUGACGUCGGUUGGGAUAUCAUUGUCGGCCGCGGAGGACAGGCCCUCCUCGUUAUCAUCUGUUUCAUUGUCUUCUCGAAAGCGUUGGUUCGAUCAAUGGAAUCCUCACCUGUAUCCUACGGCACCUUCGAAGCUGUCACCUUACAAAACGGCACACUGACCAGCACUCUCAAACUCACGCGAGACCUGCUCAAAAACAAAAAUUGGCGUGCAAAGGCUGCUGUGAUCUGGAUGGUGAUCAGUGGCAUUUUCGUCCUUGCCUUCCCAACUCUAGUCAGCGCAAUGACUGGGUACUCAGCCAACAUCAAGUCCUUUGUUGAAGUCGAUACCGGAAGCAUGGUGCCCUAUUCCGACUUUGACCUGGUCAGAUAUAUCGUCCACGAUGCUGACCGAAUCAGUGAUCAAUUGGGAAAAGACUAUAAGGUCACGACUGGCAGGUACGGGUCCGGUGAGGACAUUGUCCAACUGGAAAGUUAUCAGUAUUCCGACCGUUGCACCUACAUGCUGUAUCCUCAGUAUAGUUCCGACGACUCGCUGGAUUGGUCAGAUGCAGCAGAGGAUCCGAUGUGUGAAUUUUACUGGCAUGUUUCUGAAUAUGCUUAUAACUUCGGAUUCCUUGGUCUAAAUCAGACAAACUCCACCUUCAACAACAGUGGUGAAAUUGUUCAAUUGGAAGCACCUAGCCUGAACAUUAGCGCCAUCUUUUGGAAGCAAGGUUGGCUGGAUUAUGGAUAUAUAGAUUAUAACUGGCAUGAUUAUCCUUUUGGCUUCUGGUGGGAGACCGAUGACGGAGAUCAACCAUUCCACAACUAUUCAUACCCAGUUUUCACCAAUGGCGACUUCACCUACGAUUUGGACCAAAUCAAUCUGAAUGGUCGCUGCCAACAAGAGAACACAACUUACAAAUGGGGGUUUUCUUUCUUGAUCCUCUUCAUCGUUAUCGUCUUCAUCCUCGUCUGGUGCCUAGGAAUGUACAUCAUGUGGCUCGAUGCUUUCUUCAAUUCCCGGUUCGACCGUGCUGGGCGGUCAAUGGGACUUCAACGCGCAGUUCUAGAUUUGGCAAAUUGCAUGCGAGCAAACCUCGGUGAUGAGGUCCCUGAGAUGCUACCAAACGCCAAAUUGCAGGAGAAAAUCCGACGGGAGCUCAAAGGAGGCCAAAUAACAUACCAAAUGCUGGAUGACAAACUCCUACCGAUCAGUCGAGCAGCUGAACUCCGCCUUAAAUGGCGCGAGGUCCGGUCCAAAGAAGGGCUGAAGCAGUGGUUCAAAGUGAGAAAAUAUACCUUGGUCCUUUUCCUAGGAUCACUCGGAUUCUUGAUUGCGGCCAUAGCUGGAACUCAUGCGCCCUUGUUUUCAGCAUUCUUCAUGGUGUUGGGUUCGAGCAUUGCUCUCUUUACGGACAGAGAGCGUAAGGGUCGGUGGUUGUUUCUGAUUGCAUUUGUCAUUCUUGCAAUCGCUCUUGGUCCUGUUGGACCGUAUGUAUAUUUGGACAAGCACCAUUACGCCAUCAUUUGGCUCCAACAGGAUCCUUACUGGACACUCAUGUGGUGGAUGAACUAUUGA